Cooperia oncophora is the source of this 1428-nucleotide messenger RNA. NCBI's taxonomy places the organism in Eukaryota, Metazoa, Nematoda, Chromadorea, Rhabditida, Trichostrongylidae. The record is from the annotation of a GenBank genome assembly.
AUGCGGGUUGUUCCCGUCCGAGCUUUCCGAACUUGGGCAUUUCAUCUGUUUCAUCUUGCAGGCGAGGGCAAGCCACCAAUGUAUGGCGACUUUGAAGCUCAAAGGCAUUGGAUGGAAGUGACGGUGCACCUCCCAUCAAAACAAUGGUAUGUAAAUGGCACUGAUAACGAUCUUCUGUACUGGGGUCUUGAUUAUCCACCUCUCACAGCCUAUCAUAGUUAUUUCAUGGGUCUAGUAGCAGAUUACCUGAAUCCCGCCUGGGUUGCACUUCAUUCCUCUAGAGGAAUUCAGGACUACUUUCACAAAAUGUUCAUGCGCGUUACGGCUAUUCUACCAUUCCAAUUGAUAUAUGUACCAGCUCUGAUUUACUAUGUUUACUACGAAGUGAAGGCAAAGGAUGUGUGGACUAACUCGUUACUGGCGCUGAGCAUGCUUUAUCCAGGUAUACUUGCAAUAGACAAUGGCCAUUUCCAAUACAAUAGUGUUUCACUGGGGUUAUUCCUCAUCUCAUUCCUUUUUCUCAUAAACCGAAAGUUUCUGGUUGGUUCUGUGUCCUUUGUGCUGGCGUUGAAUUACAAGCAGAUGGAACUCUACCACGCGCUUCCUAUCUUCACCUUCAUUCUUUCGAGGAGUCUGAAGAGACCUAUUUGGACGAAUUGUUUCGAUAGUGUUAUUUUACUGCUGAAGGUGGCCGCCACUGUUGUGCUAACAUUUUCAAUUAUUUGGUUACCAUUUAUAUGUGAAGGAUCUCAGAGUGUUCUAGCUGUGAUUGGACGAGUCUUUCCUUUCUAUCGAGGGCUUUAUGAGGACAAGGUCGCCAGCGUGUGGUGCGCAUUUUCUUUCAUUUUGCGCAUGAAUACUUAUUUCUCUGUGGAUGCGCAAAUAAAAAUUAGUGCUUUAUCCGUUCUUCUAGUCUCUAGCCCUUCAUUGUUAUUAUUGUUUCUGCGACCAACUACAAAGAAUUUCAUGUCGAGCUUAUUCAUCACCUCGCUAGCUUUCUUCCUAUUUUCUUUUCAAGUUCAUGAAAAGUCUAUACUGCUGGCAGCAAUACCAGCACUAUUGUUGCUCCCAGACUACAAAGUACCAGUUGUUUGGUUCCUUCACAUCACUAAUACAAGCUUAUUUUCCCUUUGUUUGAAGGACGGCACAGGUUCUGUGUUAGCACUCUUUAUCGCUUAUUACGUUGUAUGCUCUUCAUCCGUAAAGUUUUCGGGAAAGCUUCAACACUUCCUCUAUCAUCUAUCAUGUAUAACUGCAGUGGUGAUCUGUGUAGCCGAAUGGACGGUUACUCCACCGAAGCGAUAUCCUCAUAUAUUUCCUCUCUUAAAUGCCGUAUACAGUUGCUCUCAUUUUUUACUUUUCAUGGCAUACUUCUAUGUUGAAAUGAGUGUUAAUGAGUACAAAGUUUUUAUGAGGAAGAGUUUGUAG